Messenger RNA from Anopheles gambiae (African malaria mosquito), 2682 nucleotides. RefSeq lists its product as uncharacterized. The transcript is spliced from 2 exons. NCBI's taxonomy places the organism in Eukaryota, Metazoa, Arthropoda, Insecta, Diptera, Culicidae. Gene Ontology annotation, molecular function: acyltransferase activity, transferring groups other than amino-acyl groups. The record is from RefSeq and is a predicted model, not a curated record. Bases 118 to 1209 code for a protein of 363 amino acids.
AACCGCUGAAUCCGACCUAACUGAUAAUUAUUUGCUUCCAGCGCCGUCUGAUAGUACGGUGUGCCGGAGAGCCGGGUCGACGGUCAGCAUCAGUGUGCUUCGAACGCUUCCAGCUGUAUGAUGAGAUGCCAGCGAGCAACAGUUCUAGUGGUGGUGUUACAAGUAGUUCUUACCCGGUUAGUGCAUUCUACGUUAGCGGUAGAACAGAAUGAGCUGCCGGCACUGUAUGAGCUAGAGGAUUGGCGCGAGUGUGAGAUAGCCCCGGAGCAAGACUGGUACUGUGUAGUGCGUGUGCUACUCACAAGGGAGGACGCAGUGGAGUGCCUGAAAGUGAAUGAUGUAAAACGGUUCCGUAGGACACUUCUCGAUAGGGGCAUCUGUUUGUCACACGCCCAAAGGACUGUGGAAGUUGAAACAAUGCCAGUGAGUGUGAAAUUUCCCUCCAAAUGCUGGAAUGUGUCCGAUCGCUACAUACUCAACCGAUCGUACUUCCCGCCGGCGAUGCACCCGGAUGUACGGACGGAGCUGGUAGCAAGCGAGCUGAUUAAUAGCCGGCUAAUAGCUCGCUACCCCCAUCUACGGGCGUACAGUGAGAUAGAAUACUGCCUGCAAAGUGAUCCAAAACCAGUGUACGAGCAAGCGUUAGGCGUUACGCUAGCUGUAACGCUUGUACUUGCUGCCGUUCUAGCGCUAAACGCACGCCGUUGGAUCUUACCAAAGUGUUCGCCUGCAAAGUCAACCCAACCGAUCAAGCAGAUCGUGCUGUUCGAUCUGUACAAAUGCUUCGGUGCGGUUGGUGUGGUUCUGGCACAUUGCUGCCUGUUCGGGUCCUUUCUAAUGCCAAUGAAAAACAUUGAGUUGCUGGAGGAGGUAAUUGCACAUCCGUAUGCAAAAUUCUGGCGCCUCUUCUGUCCCUUUCUCAUGCUGGCGUUCUUCGUGAUGAGCUCGAUGCUGCUGACGGUCAAGCUAUUGCACGGUGACCCAUCGAAACGACCCACACUCGGUGCAAUCAUUAGCCACCGGCUGAUAAGACUGAUGCCCGUGAAUCUGCUCAUGGUCGCGUUCGGUGCGCUCGUGUACGAUCGCUUCGCCGGCGGUGGGCCCCUCCUUUCGCGCCAGCUGAUCGUCGAGCAGGGCUUUUGCCGAUCGUACUGGUGGAUGAACGUGCUGUUCAUUUCGAACUUCAACAUGCAACGGCCGGUAAAAUGACCUUAACGCUCGUGUGCGCGCGCGUGUGUGUAGUUGUGAGAUGUUUGCGAUCUCUUUUUGUGUUGUUGUUCAUUUACAGUGCUUGCCCGACUCGUGGUACGUUAGUGCCGAUAUGCAGCUGUACGUUGUGAUCGCACUUGCACUUCAAAUUAUGUUUAGGUAGUUUUGUAGUAAAUCGAAAAUAGAAUGGACAUGAAUUAACGUAAAACAAUCCAUUUUCAGAUUUCCAAAGCACAACGGUGCAAUUCUUGCACUCCUAACAGUGUGUUCCUUUCUCGGACCAUUUCUUACCAUCUUUUACACCGACUUUGACCCGGUAGGACCUUCCAGCCUGCAUGAAAUGCGUUUCUUCCUGCUCGGCAGCCGCUUUAUGUCGCAGCUUUACACACCUUUCUACAACAAUCUUUCCUGGAGCGUAGCUGGCUUAAUGGCUGGGAUCGUGUACGAUCGCUAUCAGCGCAUUGGUGACAGCGCUAAGAAGCAGAAGCAGCUGUUACACUACAUAACUCUUACCAUAAAGAUAUCGUUCGUAAUGCUCGUCGUAAUGAUAUACGCGACGAUCGUUGCUUCGAACGAAGAAUCGCAGCCAAGCACGCGAUGGUGGUUAGCACUCUGCUAUUCAGCGUACAAACUCUCCGGAGCAUGCUUUAUUAGUGCUUCAUUUUUGCGCAUUUCACUCACAGAGAGAGGUAUGAUUGAAAACGUAUAUUAAGGGUACUUUUAUAUUAAAUUCAAUUUCAACUUUAUUUUAGCAACAAAUUUCAACAUUCCACGGGUGGUGCGCAUUGGUGCAGCGCUCUACUAUUGCAUUUACUUUACACAUUUCCCAAUCAUGCGCAUCGUUUAUAGUAGCGCAGUAGAGACAAUCAUCACGCCAUGGUUUUUGGUAAAAUGAAUAUGGUUUGGCAUUUGAAAGCAUAGCCAAAAGCUAAUGCAAUUCUGUAUUUUAGAUUCGAAAAGCAGUAAAGGUGUUUGGAAUUACGUACGUACUGUCCGUUGUACUGCAUUACACCUAUGAAAACACGGCAAUCAAGUGGCUGCAGUGGAUAUUCUUUGGUAGAAAACGAUGACUGACGGCAUUCUCAAGGCACAAGCGGAAACUAGCUUGCGAAUCGUUUAAGAACACACAUUUCUUUUCAGAAUUGUAAAGACAUAUCAAAUCAAUGUGAUUGUAGAGAGAAAAGGGCUUAAAAAAGGACUUAUAGACGUAAAACACAUAAAAAGAAAUAUGUUGUUCUGUUGCUAUGAGCAAAACAGCAAACAGGUAGAACAGACCGACCAAAAACUAUAAUACUAAAUGUCGACUAAAUAGCUUUCUAUGGGAUUUAAUGCUGUGCUUAAUCGAUUUAACAGCUGGGAAAUAAAACGAUGGGUAGUGUAUGUGACGAAAGUAUAAUGGGUAAUAUUUUAAAUGUAUGGUUGUUAUUCUAUACAAGAUCGUUUAUUUCAAGAUAAAAUAAACUAUAAUUUACA